AUGGAACAAUCUGUCCUUCCUUGCACUUCUCAGGAGUACUGGGAAGACCCAGCCAAUACUUCCAAUUGCAUUGCGCCUAAUUCGAGACAAAUUCUAAAGAUUGCAACUAAUUUGAAGUAUUUAAUUGAUGAGGUGAUUCCUAUUGCCUAUGACGAAAGUUCGAUCACUUGUGAGCAUUCCAGGAUCAUAAACGCCAAAGUUAUCAAGCUUGCUCGAGAAGCAUGUGGGGGUGAUCGAAAGAACCGGGACUCUGUGAAAAAGUAUGAGUCUGUGAUUGUUUUUGCGUUGUUGAAAGUGUGUGGAUGGUAUUGGGGUUUGGCAGAAUCUGAACUUCACAACUCAGAAGUUUACAAUGCAAGAGCGGUGGCUGCUCAACAAUUGUCUAAAUUAAUUAUCGAAGAAACUGAGCAGGAGGAUUACCACUACACGUUUAUGCAGUUGCUCUUACGCAGAUAUGUGAUCAAUGAAAAUGAAGUGGAUUCUGUUCCGACUUCUGCACUUGAACUAGCUAUGGAUAUGCACUGCACCAUUGUUAUUGGCUCAUCUGGCUACCAAAGGUGUUUGAAGUGGCUAUGGAGAGGGUGGAUUGUGCAAAAUAAAUACGACCCUGAAACCUUCACGCUUUGUUCCAUCGUUCCCCGCUGUGAACUGCGCAAGCAUUUUACCCCAGACAGGUUACGUGCUCCUGUAUACCAGAAUCUGCUUCAAAUCAUAUUUUCAUUGUUUUAUUUGAUGUUCUAUACUAUUGUCGUUAACCAAAAGGACUCUGUUAACGUCGAGCCCAUUGGAUUCUGGGAAUCAUGGUUUUACGUAUUUACGUUGGGGCACAUAAUCGAUGAGGUGGUAAAAUGCUACCACAUUGGGUGGGCAUAUCUUGGAUUCUGGAAUGUGUACCACGACUUCAUGUUUAGUAUAAUAGUGUGGUCCAUUGUGUUACGUAUCAUGAGCGUCUGCCCUUGGAAAACCAAUAUGCCAGCCGAACAUUGGGAUACUGUUUCCUACAGAAUUUUAUCCUGUGCCGCCCCAUUGGUUUGGUCACGACUAUUGUUAUACUUGGAAUCUGAAAGAUUUGUCGGGGCGUUGUUGGUUGUUUUGGCACACAUGAUGAGAGAAUCCAUUUACUUCUUCUUCUUAUUGAUUUUGGUAAUGAUAGGAUUCCUACAAGGUUUCCUUGGUCUAGAUUCUGCAGAUGGUAAAAGAGAGAUCACAUGGCCCAUUUUGACAAACCUUUUGACUACCAUCCUAGGCGGAGGUGGCUUUGAUAUGUUUGAGAAGUUUGCUCCACCAUAUGCAGCCGUAUUAUAUUACAGCUACUGCUUCAUUGUUACCAUUAUAUUAUUGAAUAUCUUGGUUGCCCUCUAUGCUAGUGCAUACCAAAAAGUCAUCGACAAUGCAACAGAUGAGUAUUUGGCGUUGAUGGCACAGAAAACACUAAGAUAUAUCAGAGCUCCAGAUGAAGAUGUAUAUGUGCCCCCAUUGAAUUUAAUCGAGAUAUGCAUAACUCCAGUAUUGUGGCUACUACCUAAACGUCAAGCAAGGGGAUUAUCAAAUAUUGUGAUGACUAUCAUUUACUCCCCUAUUUUAUGCUAUAUCGCAGUUGUGGAAACAGUACAAGCUCGUCGCAUCAUGUACAAUAGGCUCAACAAGCUACCAGAUGAUGCCAAUGAAGAUGAUGUGGCAUGGGAUUUAACUGAUGGUUUCCAAGAGGAAGACGUUAGCCUUCUAGACAGCAAUGUUGUUAAAAGCUUCAAAGUGACUAAAAGGAGGAACGAGAGGGCCCAGCAGAUCCAAAGAGAAGCUGAAAAUGUUGAUCCUCGUUUCGCAGUUAGGAAAGAAUGGUUCAAAGAGGUAAAGCAAGUUGUACAACCUGUUACUGAAGGCUUUGAAACUGGUAUUGGUUGGGAACACUAUCGGAUAUUUAAUGAGUUGACUGAAAGACAGGUAGAAUCUGAUAAAAAAAUCGACGAGCUCACAGAUAUGGUCAAUAACUUAACUAGUCUGAUCAAAGAAUUAAAAAUAAAGGAAGAUUGA
Molecule: messenger RNA, 2031 nt
Organism: Kluyveromyces marxianus DMKU3-1042
Lineage: Eukaryota; Fungi; Ascomycota; Saccharomycetes; Saccharomycetales; Saccharomycetaceae
Gene: YVC1
Product: Yvc1p
Exons: 1
Coding region: 1-2031 (676 amino acids)
Biological process (GO): transmembrane transport; monoatomic ion transport
Cellular component (GO): membrane
Molecular function (GO): monoatomic ion channel activity
Source: RefSeq, a predicted model, not a curated record